Messenger RNA from Symbiodinium necroappetens, 349 nucleotides. The record is from the annotation of a GenBank genome assembly. Lineage: Eukaryota; Dinophyceae; Suessiales; Symbiodiniaceae.
GUAUGGUGGAGGUUACUACCAGCCCAAUGCAGAUCAGCAAGGAGCUCAGAAUGGCUGGAUGAUGUACGGUCUCGGGUGGUUCUUCUGCUGCUGCUUCGGGCCGAUUGGGCCCAUCUUUUGGUUCGUCGUGGCCUGCAUGCACUUCUGCAAGCCAGAAGAGGCGCGGAAACAGCUUCCUCAGGAGAGGCAAGUUGCCUGCAUGUCGCUGUGGACUGCCAUUAUCUGCCUUGUGAUCGAGGUGGUUCUGAUUAUUUUCCUCGUGACAUUCGUGUUCACGACCGCGGAAGCUAUUCGGAGCACCACUUACGAGGACGGUCUUUACUACAGCUCCUACAGAAACUACCGCUGA